Saccostrea echinata is the source of this 980-nucleotide messenger RNA. RefSeq names its product triosephosphate isomerase-like. Gene Ontology annotation, molecular function: triose-phosphate isomerase activity. Gene Ontology annotation, cellular component: cytosol. Gene Ontology annotation, biological process: glycerol catabolic process; gluconeogenesis; glyceraldehyde-3-phosphate biosynthetic process. The record is from RefSeq and is a predicted model, not a curated record. The transcript is spliced from 6 exons. The coding region runs from base 71 to 829 and encodes 252 amino acids. Lineage: Eukaryota; Metazoa; Mollusca; Bivalvia; Ostreida; Ostreidae.
GUCAAGGCCAAAAAAGAAAAGGAAGGUCAUUUAAGGAAAGCCGGCUGUCAAAUCAUUUUAAACCACAAUCAUGUCACAGCAAAGGAAAUUUUUUGUUGGAGGAAACUGGAAGAUGAACGGGAGUAAAGAGAGUAUCGCUGGCAUCGCGAAGUUUUUAAAUGCUGGACCACUGGAUCCAAAUACAGAGGUGGUUGUUGCCCCACCAGCAUGUUACUUGGAAUACACCAGACAGGUUGUGGAUUCUAAACUUGGAGUGGCAGCUCAGAACUGUUAUAAAGUGGCAAGUGGUGCUUUUACAGGGGAUAUCAGUGCCAAUAUGAUUAAAGACCUUGGAUGUGAAUGGGUUAUUCUGGGACAUUCAGAGAGGAGAAAUGUUUUUGGAGAAUCUGAUCAGCUGAUUGGUGAGAAAACAAAGUACGCACUCAGUCAGGGUGUGAAGGUGAUUGCCUGUAUUGGGGAAAAGCUUGAGGAGAGAGAAGGUGGAAAAACCGAGGAAGUGGUUUUCAGACAAACUCAAGCCAUUAUUGAAAAUAUAUCGGCAGACCAGUGGGUUAAUGUAGUGAUAGCUUAUGAACCAGUGUGGGCCAUUGGGACAGGGAAAACGGCAACACCAGAACAAGCUCAGGAAGUUCAUGAAAAAUUACGAGCCUGGUUAGCAGAAAAGGUGUCAAAAGAAGUAGCAGCUGCUGUUCGAAUUAUCUAUGGUGGAUCUGUUAAUGCCGCUAACUGCAAAGACUUAGCUUCUAAACCUGACAUUGAUGGCUUUUUAGUUGGAGGGGCUUCCCUUAAGCCAGAUUUUGUACAGAUUGUCAAUGCCAGACAAAAGUGAGAGCCAUGCCAUAUUGUUUAGGAAGUUUUAUAGCAGAAAGUUAUUUAAUAAGUUUAGCAGGUUUUGCCCUCAUUUCAUUGUUAGAUUCUAUGAAACAGCACUGUUACAGACUUAUCACUUUUCUGAUUUCCUGUUAUUGAUAUAGAAGUGC